GAGGAGUGUGGAGAUGGUGGCGGGAUGAAAGCGGCCGGAGGCGGCGGAGGAGGAGAGCGAUCGAUAAGAAUUCAGACCCUCCGUAUGAAGAUGAGGUUUGCUUCCCUUCGAUCAGCACCGCGAGACCUAUGGUAUAUUUACGUUCUCAAAUUCCUUGAAAGCUAUUCAUAUUUCUCCAUGGCGGUCGUCUGUACCAUCUUCCUAUCGGAUGAAUUCGGCUUGAACGAUGCGCAAGCAGGGUUCGCGUAUGGUUUAAUGGGCACCUUCUCGUCAGUGUAUGGGUUUGUGAUUGGAUUUGUGGUGGACAAGAUUGGAAUUCGAAGAUCUCUUCUCUUGGGAUGCUCCCUGUCCCUCAUUGGACGUUGUACCCUCACCUUCUGUCAAUCACCUAUAUUGCUCGCAGUCAUAAUGUACAUAUUUCUCCCCGCCGGCCAUUGCUUGUGCAUACCUGUCAUGACGCUAGCAAUCAAAGGAUACACCACUUCCAAGAACAGAGGGUUUGCAUACGGCAUCUUCUACGGGAUCAUGAACGCUGGAAUUUUGGUAUCGGGACUGGUUGUGGAUUUUUUCAACAUGAAAUACCCUCGAGCAAGCAUGAAGUACGCUUUGAACGGCACAUCAACAGCUCAUACAUUUGAUGCUGAUGGUUGGAACUUGACGGCUAAUCGUUGCGUUUUUGCUACUGGGACCAUGUCAACAGCUGUUAUGCUCUUUGUAUCCUUCUUCUUUGUGGAGAACAAAGGGUCGAGUAGAUUUUCCUCACAGGAUUUCAACGAUGAUUCCAAUGCAAAGCUGUUGCCCUCCACAGAUGACUCCUGGUCAAACUCAUGCACGAGGAAAAGUCUGUGCGAAGAUCUGAAGGAGAUCGGCACUGAUUCUUCCUUUUGGCGAUUUCUGGGGUUCACAGCAAUUAUGAUUAACUUGCGCUCUUUGUUUCGUCACCUCGAUGCAACGCUGCCAAAGUACAUGAUGAGAGAAUUCGGCGAUCAAGUGGCAAAAGGCAGCAUCUACGCACUGAAUCCGUUAACGAUCAUCUUCCUUGUCCCGAUCGUUUCAGCUGUCACGACCAACAUUGACAAUUUCGAAGCAAUCCAGAUCGCAUGUGCUCUCUUUGUCUUCAUCCUUUCUUUCGGAGAGGCCCUGUGGUCCCCCAGACUUUAUGAUUAUACAGUAUCAGUGGCACCAAAGGGGAAGGAAGGAGCGUUCAUGGCGCUGGGAAAUGCUCCUCUCUUCUUCUCAACGAUGCCAGUGGGACUCCUCUCGGGCUAUCUCCUUCAGGUCUUCUGUCCUGCACAGGGUCCCCGACGAAGCAAGGAGAUGUGGUUUGUCAUCGGACUGAUCACGCUUUCGAGCCCGAUCCUCCUGACGAUCACCAAGAAGUGGAUACGGGAACCCGAGCAUGAAAACGAGCUCGUGGAAUUGCACGUGAAUGGAAAUCAAUCGAACCAUUCAAGUCAGCCGGAGAACGAGACUCAGUUGCUCAAGUCAAGGGGAACGUCUGGUGAUAACGCAGGGUCGUCGUAG
This is a messenger RNA of Guillardia theta CCMP2712, 1524 nucleotides long. RefSeq lists its product as hypothetical. The record is from RefSeq and is a predicted model, not a curated record. The transcript has 10 exons. Gene Ontology annotation, molecular function: transmembrane transporter activity. Lineage: Eukaryota; Cryptophyceae; Pyrenomonadales; Geminigeraceae. Gene Ontology annotation, biological process: transmembrane transport. Bases 25 to 1524 code for a protein of 499 amino acids.